Molecule: messenger RNA, 2517 nt
Organism: Manacus vitellinus (golden-collared manakin)
Lineage: Eukaryota; Metazoa; Chordata; Aves; Passeriformes; Pipridae
Gene: SPNS2
Product: sphingolipid transporter 2
Exons: 13
Coding region: 1-1284 (427 amino acids)
Biological process (GO): lipid transport; transmembrane transport; sphingosine-1-phosphate receptor signaling pathway
Cellular component (GO): membrane
Molecular function (GO): sphingolipid intramembrane carrier activity; transmembrane transporter activity
Source: RefSeq, a predicted model, not a curated record
AUGUGUGUGUUAUUGGACAUCCAGCAGCACUUUGGAGUCAAAGACAGCGGGGCUGGUUUGUUACAGACAGUUUUCAUCUGCAGUUUCAUGGUGGCGGCGCCGAUCUUUGGUUACCUCGGUGACCGUUUCAACAGGAAGAUCAUCCUCAGCUGUGGGAUCUUCUUUUGGUCAGCUGUCACUUUUUCGAGCUCCUUCAUCACUGAACAGUAUUUCUGGCUCCUGGUGCUCUCCCGGGGUCUGGUUGGCAUCGGAGAGGCGAGUUACUCCACCAUUGCCCCAACCAUCAUCGGAGACCUGUUCACCAAAAACACGAGGACCCUCAUGCUCUCUGUCUUCUACUUUGCAAUUCCUCUGGGCAGUGGCUUGGGAUACAUCACUGGGUCCAGCGUGAAGCAGGUUGCUGGAGACUGGCACUGGGCCUUGAGGGUAUCUCCACUCCUGGGAAUGAUAACAGGGACACUCAUCUUGAUAUUUGUUCCUGCUGCUAAAAGAGGAAAUGCUGAACAACUUGGGGGGCAGCUGAAGGCUCGGACCUCGUGGCUGAGAGACAUGAAAGCACUGAUUAGAAACCGCAGCUACGUGUUCUCCUCCCUGGCCACCUCAGCUGUCUCCUUUGCCACGGGGGCACUUGGCAUGUGGAUCCCUCUGUACCUGCACAGGGCACAGGUGGUGCAGAAGACAGCAGAGACCUGCAGCUCCCAGCCCUGCGGCACCAAAGAUAGCUUGAUCUUCGGGGCCAUCACGUGCUUCACUGGCUUCCUGGGUGUCAUCACGGGGGCGGGAGCGACCAAGUGGUGCCGGCUGAAGACGCAGCGGGCGGACCCGCUGGUGUGUGCCGUGGGCAUGCUGGGCUCUGCCAUCUUCAUCUGCCUCAUCUUCGUGGCUGCCAAGAGCAGCAUCGUGGGAGCCUAUAUUUGCAUUUUUAUCGGAGAAACUCUUCUGUUUUCAAACUGGGCUAUCACAGCAGACAUUCUGAUGUACGUGGUGAUCCCAACUCGCCGGGCGACCGCAGUGGCCUUGCAGAGCUUCACUUCACACCUCCUGGGAGAUGCUGGCAGUCCUUAUCUCAUCGGAUUUAUCUCAGACCUGAUACGACAAAGCACAAAGGAGUCCCCGGUGUGGGAGUUCCUCAGUCUGGGCUACGCCCUCAUGCUCUGCCCCUUCGUCGUCGUCCUGGGAGGGAUGUUCUUCCUGGCCACAGCCCUGUUCUUCCUCAGUGACCGAGCCAAAGCUGAACAACAGGUGAACCAACUUGUGAUGCCACCAGCCUCUGUGAAAGUCUGAGACGGUGCCACCGAAGGAAAGGACACGUGGACUCUGCUCCCACCACACCAAUCUCAAGCUCGAAGCCCUUCCGUGCUGGAUCCCAGUGGAUCCUCCAGCCCCACACCACCCCGAGGGGCUCUCCAGCACCAAAUCCAUCCCCCCCACUCCAGCCUGCGGGGUCAGGCACCAGGAGAUGGAGCAGGGCAGGCGGGGACACGGGACCUGCUGCAGCACAAGGACAUCUGUUCCUCUGGGCAUCAGCAACCGGCCCCCGGACCCAAAACGUGCUGCCCACGUGAGUGACUGUAGAUUGUGUACAUGGUUCUGGUUGUAGCCAAUGAAGUCCACAUGGUUUGUAGGACUGGUGUCCUAUGGAAUGCUGCUGCUCUGCCAGCACUCCCACACCCACCGACUGCACUAGCUGGGGACCCGUUCUGUACAUCACCUUUGCUUUGACACUGAAGGCUCAACUCAGAUUAUUAUUUUUUAUUUAAAUAUGUCAUAAGAUGCUUUAUCUCUGCUGAAGACAUUAGAUGAGAGAUAUAUAUAUAUAUAUUUAGAUAGACAGUUUUUAUUUAAACGUUUAAAACCUGGAGCUGCCUGUGCAACCACAGCAGACAUGAGUAACGUCCACAGCUCUCCUUGGCUCAGUGCCCUGCAAGAGUUCCAGUGGGUGACCUCCCUGUCACCUGAGGCUGAGCAAUGGGCAGAGGAGAGAGAGUCUCACUGCACUGGGAAUGCUGGUGGUUGUCACAGAAAGGCCCAGUACGUUGGACAGAAAUCCCUAUGGGCUCUGGAGUUUUCAAAUUCAGCCUCGCCUGGGAGGUUCACAGGCUUUUAAAAUACCAAAAUCCACCUGGCUGAAUGGCUGAACCUCGGGCCUGGGAGUGCAAUACUGCUGUGCCAGUGACCUCGUGCUUUGUUUACAUGCUGCCAUAUCACACGGACUGUCGAUGCUAAUUCUCCCUGUCAGUGUUCCAAAGCAGUGGCUGAUACUCUGUUUCCUGGGAGCAGCGUUUGGGCUCCUGCACACCCAACCCUGCCCUGUCCAAGUGCUCUCCCUGGGGUGUCACCUGUACCUUCACAAAGGUGCGUCUGAGACCUUUCAGACAAGGCCAGUGUCUGAACUGGGCGAGUCUCAAGUGCAGGGACGUGUCACGGGGCCACUUCACUGGGGUUUUGUUUCCUUGCUCCCUGCACUUGGCCUCCACGAGCCAAAGUGAUGCUGUGCCAGGGGGGUGCUGCAGCAGU